Perca fluviatilis (European perch) is the source of this 1368-nucleotide messenger RNA. RefSeq lists its product as uncharacterized. NCBI's taxonomy places the organism in Eukaryota, Metazoa, Chordata, Actinopteri, Perciformes, Percidae. Bases 440 to 1051 code for a protein of 203 amino acids. The record is from RefSeq and is a predicted model, not a curated record. The transcript has 8 exons.
UUUCCCUUGCGGGAUUUCUUCUACAAGGACCUUCGGGAAAUUCAUCUUUUCUGAGUGUGUAAUGCAUAAAAAAAAAAAAGUUUAACCAUUAGGCUACUCGAAACCGUCCAAAGCUUAGACAUUUUAUUAGCAUUUCAACUCUUCAGACAUAACUGUUGGUAAUACUAAAUGUUCUAAACCGUCUCUGGUACAGUCUUUGCACACAUCACGGAGCAGCAGUAUAGCCUGACAAGCCAUAUGUCAAUGGACAAGCCAGACCUGCAAGUUCCUUUUGCUGCCGCUAGUAGUAGUAGUAGUAGUAUAUGGGCGCGUCUAGAGUUCUAGGCAGCAGCUGCACUCCGAACGGCUGGAACCGUGUCCAUGGCAACGCGGUCAGAAGUUCCAAACAGUCAGUGCUCCGUAACGUUACAUAACGUUAGUUUCUCCAUCUGCUCCUAAAAUGUAUUCACAAAAUGUCUCAGUUCUCAUGAAUAACGAUCUUCCAUCGACAACAUCUGGGUACCAAGGAAUAGAUGGCCAGAUCUCCCAGAUCCCAGGACUGUCCCCGACCAUCAGCACUCUUCCUGAAGAGAGGGCCCGAGGGCGAAGGGCCGGAGUCCUAGAGAGUGAUUCUGACUAUGUCAAGCUUGCAAAACAAGGAGGGCAUAAGGGACUUUUGUGGCAUGAGGAAACAAGAAAUUCUAAACCUGAUGAAUACCAACCUCCAGGCAGGUUCUGCAUUGGAUCAGGAGAUGACGAAAAACCAAGUCUAAUUAACAGUGAAGAGAAGAAAAACCCUGGAGCUUUUCAACAGCGAGAGCCCCCCUUUGGGACGGACAAUAUGUCAGCCUGGGAGAGGGAUGAUAGCAGCACCACAGCCAAAGAGAAGAACAACAAUGUUCAUUACAGCCAGACGGAGAAAUUGCAGCCAUCCGAUCAAUAUUAUGAGACCAGCAAAUUCAAGAGGAUAGUAUAUGACAAGAAUCCAGCCCCUGUCGACAUGUCUAAGCUGUUGAGCUUUGGUUAUGCAGAUGAGAACAAACCAAUAGACAACACUGAUUUGUCAAAUUAGAAGACUGGCCAGUGCCGUGGGAAAAGGAUGUACAAACUCAAAUGCUUCCAACAGGAAUCGUUGCCAUCCUUUCCUCUCCUUAUUCAUUUCUUUAUUAUCCCUUCAUAUACUGAGCCACAUCAAAUAUUUUUACUUAGUUUCAAAUGUUCUGUCAUGUGAGAUGUAUUACACAAGUGUGAAAGUGCUUAACUGAAUUCAAGCUAGGAUCUUUUAUUUAUUGUGCCUGUUAGCGGUGCCUCAUUAACUGUAUUCCUUCUUUUUUUUCUGUGUUUGUAAAAGGCAGCUUUAAGGAAUAAAAAUGUAAUUGUUCAAAUAAA